This is a messenger RNA of Caenorhabditis remanei, 588 nucleotides long. RefSeq lists its product as uncharacterized. The record is from RefSeq and is a predicted model, not a curated record. The transcript has 3 exons. Lineage: Eukaryota; Metazoa; Nematoda; Chromadorea; Rhabditida; Rhabditidae. Bases 1 to 588 code for a protein of 195 amino acids.
AUGGACCACGAGCCCCCGUUAUAUUGGAUGCUGAUGUUCUGGAUGAGACUCAUCAACGACGCACCCUCGCAACAUCAGAUGUUAUCAUGUCGUCGUCAAAACGAAUGCUCUCUUGAUGCACUUCGCUUCCCAAUCGACUUCAAUGGCAUUCUUCCAUGGGGUCCUUCAAUCUUGCAUUUUCCUAUCCGGUUUCGUUUUCGAUGGCACUACUCUCCAAAGACUUCUCUACGCUACGUGUUAUGGAGCGAACGAAAGAACAAUGUCGAUGUGGUGGGACGAGAAGUAUCCGUGCUACAAAUUAUGAAAGCGAAUAACAACCGGCUGUACCAAAUCAGAAAGCUCCGGAGAAGCAGAAGAAAUGAUUACCGGGAAGUCGCAGUAAUCGAAUUGAAACGGGGAAAGGCAUUGGAGGAAAUGGAAGGAUUGUUGAGAAUGGAACAUGACAAGGAAAUGGAAGAUACAGUGGAAGGAAAUAUCAGAAAUCAAGUUGCGGAGUACGACGAAAAAAUCAACAAAAUGAAAAAUUGGGUUCUGGAAGUUCUUCAAAUCGUUUCGUGUUUCCUUUGCAGCAAGUUUACAUGCCCUUGA